AUGGGUCUACUGAACAUCGAAUUGAACAGAACACACAACUUGUACCGCAAGUCGACCACUGACCUGCCUCCCCCUCCCCCGCCCCCGCAGGACUACCAGGUGGACCUGUACCUGCGGCAGUCCUGGGUGGACGAACGGCUCAACCACGACGACAUCAAGCAGCCGCUCGACCUCAACGACCCCAACCUCGUCAAGGCCAUCUGGAAGCCCGAGGUCUACUUCCCCAACGCCAAGCACGCCGAGUUCCAGUUCGUCACCGUGCCCAACGUCCUCGUCAGGAUCAACCCCAGCGGAGAGAUCCUCUACAUGCUCAGCCUUUGCAAGUCGGAAAAGGCUCGAGUUUCCCUGAUCCUCUUCGAGUGUGAAUUUACAAAGUGA
Messenger RNA from Penaeus vannamei (Pacific white shrimp), 378 nucleotides. The record is from RefSeq and is a predicted model, not a curated record. Lineage: Eukaryota; Metazoa; Arthropoda; Malacostraca; Decapoda; Penaeidae.